Messenger RNA from Recurvomyces mirabilis, 1179 nucleotides. RefSeq lists its product as uncharacterized. The record is from RefSeq and is a predicted model, not a curated record. Lineage: Eukaryota; Fungi; Ascomycota; Dothideomycetes; Mycosphaerellales; Teratosphaeriaceae. The transcript is spliced from 2 exons. Bases 1 to 1179 code for a protein of 392 amino acids.
AUGAGCAGCAACUCAGCGUCAGCAACUAACGCCGCCUCCUCUUCAGCUUCCGCCUCUCAGCAAUCGAGCUCAGCCGCCGCGUCUUCAUCUCUCGCAUCCGCAAUAUCUUCUUCCGUCGCAUCGCAAGUUUCUUCCGCCGUACAACAAGGCUCGACCACGACCGUGGAACCCAGCAGCACCAAUAUAAUCACUUCCAUCGUUUCAGCCUCCGCCGCGGACCCAACUACACAAGUCAUCACUUCCGUCGUAACACAAUCGGCUGUCAGCAAUGGCGUUACAAACACGAACCCCGUGACUGUGGUCGUGACGUCAGUCAACACCAACCGGGCAUCCACCACUUACAUACCCGUAGCCGGCUCGUCAACAGCAGCCAGCGCGUCUGCCACAUCAUCUUCGCCAGCACAGCUGUCGAACAACGGUAGUAAUGGCAGCAACAGUGGCAACUCGGGUGGACUAUCAACUGCCGCUCUGCUGGUAGCGCUCGGUAUUUGGUUCUGGCGGAAGCGCAAGCAGAGCAAGGACAACCAAGAGCAACGCCGCAAGGAGAUCGACGAAUAUGGCUACAACCCAAACAACGAUCCCACAUUACCGGCAGUAGCAGGCUCAGAGGCUGGAGGACCACAAAUGGCCGAGGAUCACAGCGGGUACAGAGGUUGGGGCGCAGCCGCAGCCUCGACCAACAGGAAGACCUCCACCACGCUGAGCGGUGGCCAUACCCAAGGCCAGCUAUCAGACAACGGCAACUCGUACAACGCACACUCCCCAGGCUCACCAGGAGCAGCAUACUCCGAUGGCCACAGCGGCGACCCUCUAGUGCACCAGCGCGACACAAUGAACAGCGACGAACUAGGCGCUCUCGGCGCCGCACCCCUUGCAGUAGUAAACCCCGGUAUCCGAAGAGGCCCUAGUAAUGCCUCAUCCGCAUACUCGGCCGGUGCGCGCUCCGAAGGCUCCGACGAACCAGUUCCGCCACUACCGGUCGGACAAGCAUACGAAAACAACCCGAACGCCAAUUACGGCUAUGGACAGCAUGGACCGUAUGGAGAUGGUAGCUAUGGUGGUGGGCAGGAUAGUGCUGGGAUGCCUAUUGUACGCGACGUGUCUGCUAGGCGCAACACGCGGAUACAGCAGGGCGGCACUUAUCAGCAGGGAAAUAGCGGAAUCGCUCAGAACUUCUAG